AUGGGUCGUCGAAUCGUCUCCCGUGGCUGUCACCUGGCGGAGCGAAAAAACGGCGACUCUACGGCUCUCUGGCGGCUGUCACCCGACGGAGAGGAGCUGGAUGGAGGUGGGGCGCGUGUCAGGGAACUUCAUCCUCAGGUCUGCGCAGCAAGAAGAGGCUCUUCAUCGCAUCUGGUAUGCUCUUAGGAGGUGGCAACUCGUCUCCCGGCGGAUCGUCCUCUUCCCGACGACGGCUUGUUCGUCGAUCAAUUAGAGAUGAUUUACUCGAUGGAUUUGCGAUCCUUUUAUCGCAAAUCGUUCAACAAUUUUAGUAGCAAUGCUCCGCGAAUCGCGUUGACGAGAUUUUCGCCGAUGAUCCAGCGAUUCUUGUUGCUUAAUCCUUCACCGGCGAUCUGCAGGAAAGUCGCGAUAAUCAGAUAAAAAUAUAUGAAUUUUGACUCUAGGAGGAUUCGAACCCGCGCCGGUUGUUCGCCCCUUCUGAGGAAGGUGUGACGCGGGUUUAGUCCCACAUCAGUUGUGCACCGAUUUUUCAGGCGAAUAUAUAGUAAUGUUAGCUUUCUAAGCAAAGUUCCUUCUCUCGCGUGUACGACCACUCCUUGCCCCACAGCCGGUUGGCCACCGGUGACGUGGAAGGGGAGUGGCGCACUCGUGCCCCUAUUAGUCCAAGCCGCUCGAGCCCCUGCUCGCGGCUACUCCUCGACUGAGCUUUCGCCCUGCUUGCAGGCCCGGCUGGCCGGUAGGUCCCCCUCAUUUUGUCUUAUUUUUUAUUUCUUUUUCUUCAUUUAUCUCAAAAGCAAGACUGUAAAAAUCAUAUAAAUUCAUGUAAAAUCACAUAAUUACCUAAAAAUUCACAUUAAUCAACUGAAAACCACUUUUCACACUUUAACACAAAUAUAAGUCUAUUUAUCAUGAGUUAAGGCUAAAACUAUAUUAUUUACUAAUUAUUAACUCAUGAUAAUGAAGACUUAUCACACCCCUCAACUUAAAUCAUUGCUAGUCCCUUAGCAAUGGAAUUACGAAAAUAAAAAUUUACAAAUCUCAAACAUCAUAUUUCAAUAGAGAAAAAAAAAAUAUAAUUAGAAAUGAUGCACCUUUAAACACAUUGGAUUCUUAUAUCAAGUAUUUAAGAAUGAUGUCAAGCACUUAAAUGUUUAAACACUCCUUGGAAUAACAAUCUAGACUUCACUUCUUCUAUUCAUAUCUUUAUCACUUCUUCACUCAUAGAUGUAUUUACAAGAUGUUCCAAUUAUCAAUACUCAUCCAAGAAUAAUAUUGAUCCUACAUUUCCCUUUUUCUAUGGCUUGAUUUUUAAAGUUUGCACUAUAUUUCUUCCUUCUUUUUUCUUUUUUUUUUAUAUAUAUAGUGGAUAAGUAGUUUUUCCUGUAGACAAAUUUCGACAAUAAGAAUGAUGUCUCACACCCUCCAUGUGUACUCUUCAUUUUCAAGGCGUUCACUUUAUCCACUUAUUUUGCAGCAAGUGUUUUUCUAUGCACGAUUUUUGACAAUGAGAAUGAUGUCUCACACCCUCCAUGUGUACUCUUCAUUUCUAGAUUUUUCACAUUGCUCUCUCUUUUUUUUUCUUUUUUUUUUCGAAAUAAGUGAUUUCUCCUCACAAGUCCUAUAGAUCAGGGUGCAAAAAUUUCCAUUAAACUCAAAUGAUUAAUCAAAUUUUCAUAUCAAGUAAAUAUUAUCCAUCAAGAUCAUGAAGUGAAAAUCUGUAAAAUCAAAUCCAUGUUAUCUAUCAUGUAUCCAAGGAGUAUUCCAACAUGUCAUGCUACUAGAUCAUUCUUUUGACUCAAUAAUAAUCUUCUUAGUAUCUUUUGGUAUCAAUCAAUCUAAUUGAUUUAAUUUUUCAUGCAUGCAAUAUGAUGUAAGAAAUUUGUAAAUUAGAUAGUUCUGAUAGUUUUGUUUUCUAUUUUCAGUUCUAUUUUAGCAGCAAUAAAUUUGUCAAAAAUAAAUCAAAACUAUCUUCUUUAUAGCUGUAAUUUCGAAUUUCAGUAAUAUAUGUCUAAGGGAUUGAAAUGUGAGAAAAGGGUCUCUAUAAUUUCAAAUUUCGGGUUGUUUUUUCGUCUACUGUUUUUGACAGUCUGUUGUUCCUAAUAGAAAACCAGAAAAUAGAUGUUGCAGUUUUUCCGAAUUUUAUUUUAUUUUUAUUUUUUUAGUUGCUGUUCUAAGUUGAAUAAAAUGCAAACACAUGUUCUUAAUCGUCUUACAGCAUAAAUUAAUAAUGAAUACUUCACCCCCCAACUUAAAAAUGACAUUGUCCUCAAUGACACAGAAAAAUUAAAACAGAAUAUGUAGAAAAUAUAAUUUUCAAGUGAAGCAUGCAUUUAAGCAUUAAAAAUGUUGUCAUAAAUGAUAAAGCUCCAAAAGACAUCACCUCAACCUCGUUUUUAAUUUUCCACUUCAUCUUACACUCCUCCUCCUACACUUUUUCGAAAAAACAAAUAUAGAAACAAGUACUGCGAAAUUUUAAGAAAAAUAGAGCUUAAAAAAAAUCAAACAGAAUGAAAUAAAAACCAUGGGUUGCCUCCCAUGCAGCGCUGAAUUUAAUGUCUUCAGCUGGACAGCUCUUAGAUCAUAUAAGAUGAUCUAUGGCCAUCAAAAUAUAUUUGUAUCCCAAGGUAAGUUUCAUGAUAUUCUUUUUCAGAUUUAGCAUAAAUUCAUAUACUUCAUAUAUAUACCUUGACAUACUUUCAGCCAAAAAAAAAUGGAAAUUAAUAAAAUUUUCCCAAAAAUAAUAUUUCCAUUUUGAAAAGAAUCUUUCCUCAUUUCUAUCUUGUUUUGUAAGGCUCUCAUUCAUUAAUAAAUACUUUCUAUUAAUAGACCAUAAAAUGUGAUGAGGCCAUAUAAUUUUCGAAUUAGCUCUUACCCAAUCUAAAUUCUUUUCAUCUAAAUUGAUAUAUCUAAUUCUUCCACUCACCCAUUUCUUAAUGUCUUCUUUUAUCUGCAUAAUCUUCCCCUACUCCAUUUUAUCUUCCAUACAUAUUUGUUCAAUUUGUGAGGAGUGAAAUAUUUCAAGCUUAGAAGUAAUUCUAAUGGGCUGUGGGUUUUGAAGGAUGGAAGGAUUGUCUUCUUUAAUCUCAGAUCUAAUGAAUUCAGUAAAAUUCAAAUUUUCUCCUCGAAAGUUAUCUCUAUAUUCAUAUUCAUUAUUUUCUUUUCUCCCCAUUAGUUGAAUCAACUCUUUUUCUAGCUUUUUGUUUCUCAACUUAUCAAAUUCUUCAUCUUCCCAAGAGCUAUCUUUUAAUUUCGGUAUAUGAUAUACAUCAUCAUUCUCACUAUCAACAUCCAUGGCUGCAAAAUUAUGAUUAGAUUUAUUAAUUUCGUCUCCUACAUCCCCCAAAUCAAUUGAUUUUUCCUCACCUGAAAUAUAUUUUUCUUCACUUCUGUCCUUACUCCCUUCUACUAAAAUUUGGAUGAUUUUUCCAUGAUCAGCUGCUGUUUCUUCAUCUAAGGGCUCUUUCUCCUCAUCAUCCUCACUAUAUUCAUUCAUCAAUUGUGAGCAAUAAAUGAUUUUAUUCAAAUUUUCUGCUACUAUAUUUUCAGCCUUAAUAUUCUCCUUUACUUCUAAUGGCUCAUCAAUUUCUUCUAAUAAUUGGAAAUAAGGAUCAGAUAAAAUAUUCUCACUCAAUGUAUUCACUGACCUAACAUUUUCAUUUCGUAGGUUUUUUUCUAAAUUUAUCCAGCUAGACUCUCCUUGCUGAAAUCUUACUGUUGGACAGUUUCCUGAAUUUUCUAUGGGCUAACUAGGUAGCUGUCCCUCUUCUCUCUUAUUCCCAAGAGCCUCUAUAAUUUGUUUCUAGUGCAGCAUCAUUUGAUUCAUAGUUUGUUAGAUCAUUUGGCUCAUAGUUUGUUGCAUCAUUUGGCUCAUUUGCUGCAUCAUUUCUAUAGUAUCAGGUUAGGUUUGAGAGGGCUGAUUUUUCUGAAAUCUGUUUUCUUGUUUUGGACGAAAUUCAGAGUUUGAAUUGGAUCUAAGUGCUUCUAGAUUUUGAAUAUUAAUUGGGUGUCUCAACGAAAAAUUAUUCCCCCAAUUAGGAUUAUAAGAGUUAGAAAAAUAUUUCCUAUUUUUACUAAAAUCGUGGGGUACCUACACUUGUUCUUGCCUAUGAUGAUUUUGAAAUUCGAAAUUAUCAUUUUCACCAUACAUAGGACAUGUACUAUUUGAAUUAAAUUGAGGGUUAAGAGGCUUUCUAAUAUUGUCAAUAAGUAAAUUAAGUUUUUAUAAUCUUUGAUUAAUCUGAACCUCAUUUCUAAAUUUAGAAUCAUCAUCAUGAUGUAAUUCAUAAAUUCCUCUCUUCUUAUCCCUGUCAUAUAAUUUAAAAGAGGCUUGAUCUCUAGAAUUUUCACUUAAAUUCUCAUAAAGACUGUAAAUCUCAUCAAGGGUUUUCUCCAUAAAAGCUCCUCCACAUAUAGAAUCAACUAUAUUUCUAUGUUGUUCUAAUAAUUUAUCAUAAAAAAUUCUAUUGAGCUGCCACUUAGGUAUAGCAUGAUGAGGACACUUUUUAAGUAAAUCUUUGAAUGUUUCCCAUGUCUCAUGUAAAGUUUCUCCUGAUCUUUGAGAAAAACUCCAUAUAUAUUUUCUCAUAUUUUGGGUUUUUCCUAAGGGAUAAAAUUUUCGAAGAAAGGCAUAUUCUAUGUCUUUCCAGCUAGUUAAUUCUCUAUCUAAUGUGGAUAGCCAAUGACUAGCUUUGUCCCUAAAUGUAUGAGAAAAUAAUUUCAUCUUAAUAAUUUCCAGUGUAACUUGAGAGAGAUUAACUAAAUCACAGACCAUAUGAAAUUUUUCUAAGUGCUGAUGAGGUUCCUCUAAAGGCAAUCCAUGAAAAUUAGGGAGCAUUUGAAAAAUUCUUAGAUUUAUUUCGAAUUUAACAUUGGGUGCUAAUGGGACUCUAAUAUUGGAUGCUCUUUGAAAUGAAUCAGGGAUAUAAUAAUUUUUCAUGGCCAUUGGAUUGUUCUCAGUUUGACCUAUACUUUCUUUAGGAUCUAUCAAAAUUAAUUUUCUUUCGGAUUUUUAGUCUUGAAUGAAAUAAUGAAAGGAUUUUCUAGCCUUGGAUGCAAGGAUCUUCUACCAUGCAUAAAAAAAUCAAUAAAUUCGAGGGAAAAGUUUAGUAAUUGUUACCCUCCUUCAGUAUGCUCCAGUCCUUGCCUUGCUUCUUUUUGUUCACUUUUUCUUAAAAAAAAAUCAACAAAAAGAAAAUAAAACAAGAGUUAAAUUUUUUGUGUACUCUAAGAGAAAAAUAGAAAAAUACUAAAUAUUAUGCAAUACAUCCCCAGCAACGGCGCCAAAAUUUGACGUGACCUAUUCGUUGUUUAUUAAAUCACGCAAAUAUAAAAUUUAUAAAACUAGAAAAUACGAAUUUUUAGAUAUUUAGAAGUAUUUCUGAACAAAUAUAUCAAUUAUAAUUCAAUAAAACUUCCAAAAAUAGCGGUAAUUUUCCAAGUCGAUCAUAGGGAUGUGAUAUAAUAUCUGGUAUUUAUUCAGAAUUUUCCCCAGAUAAUACUAUAUUAUAUGAAUUUUGUACUAAGAAAUGAAAAGGAGAUAUAUUUAAAAUUCACGAAAAAAAAGAAAUAAGGGUGUGGGCGUCAUGAUGAUGUCAGCACUCGGCGAACGCGAAUCGGGUAGAAACAGAGUUCCACCCGGUGAUUCUUACAUAAGUGAUUAUAGACGAUUUAAUUGAUCAAAUUAAGAUCUGUAAAAGACGGAAGAAUCGUAAUGAAAUGAAGUAUAUGUUGGUAAAUUUAAAAUCAACAAAUUAUCACUAAAUGAAACGAAAAUUAAGUUGAAAGUAGGAAAACAGAGUUCUGGCGUCGCGACGGCGAUGCGUCGGCGAUGCACCGGAAUUCUGAGUGUUCGGGAGGAUCGUCGUGCAGUGUCUACGGCCUCGAAGGCUCUCCUUGGACAACCACGACGUGGCCAAUCUCUAGAUCUUCUCGCGAAGUCUAGAGAUUAAUGAAAUGGGUCGUCGAAUCGUCUCUGGUGGCUGUCACCCGGCGGAGCGGAAAAACGGCAACUUUGUGGCUCUCCGGCAGCUGUCACCUGACGGAGAGGAGCUGGAUGGAGGUGGGGCGCGUGUCAGGAAGCUUCAUCCUCAGGUCCGCACAGCAAGAUGAGGCUCUUCAUCGCAUCUGAUAUGCUCUCAGGAAGUGGCGACUCGUCUCCCGGCAGAUUGUCCUCUUCCUGACGACGGCUUGUUCGUUGAUCAAUCGGAGAUGAUUUACUCGAUGGAUUUGCGAUCCUUUUAUCGCGAAUCGUUCAGCAAUUUUAGUAGCAAUGCUCCGCGAAUCGCGUUGACGAGAUUUUUGCCGAUGAUCCAGCGAUUCUCGUUGCUUAAUCCUUCACCGGCGAUCUGCAGGAAAGUCGCGAUAAUCAGAUAAAAAUAUAUGAAUUUUGACUCUUGAAGGAUUCGAACCUACGCCGGUUGUCCGCUCCUUCUGAGGAAGGUGUGAUGCGGGUUUAGUCCCACAUCGGUUGUGCGCUGAUUUUUCGGGCGAAUAUAUAGUAAUGUUAGCUUUCUAAGCAAAGUUCCUUCUCUCACGUGUACAACUACUCCUUGCCCCAUAGCCGACUUGCCACCGGUGACAUGGAAGGGGAGUGGCGCACACGUGCCCCUAUCAGUCCAAGCCGCUCGAGCCCCUGCUCGCGGCUACUCCCCGACUGAGCUUUCGACCCGCUUGCAAGCCUGGCUGGCCGGUAGGUCCCCCUCAUUUUGUCUUAUUUUUUAUUUCUUUUUCUUCAUUUAUCUCAAAAGCAAGACUAUAAAAAUCAUAUAAAUUCAUGUAAAAUCACAUAAUUACCUAAAAAUUCACGUUAAUCAACUGAAAACCACUUUUCACACUUUAACAUAAAUAUAAGUCUAUUUAUCAUGAGUUAAGGCUAAAACUAUAUUAUUUACUAAUUAUUAACUCAUGAUAAUGAAGACUUAUCAAUUAUCCUGCCCCUUUCUGGUGGAAGGUGACGCGGGUUUAGUCCCACAUCGCUUGUGCGCCGAAUGUUUGAGCGAAUAUAAAAUAAUGUUACAUUUCUAAGCAAAGUCUCUUUCUCGCGCGUGUACAACCACUCUUUGCCCCACAGUCGGCUAGCCACCGGUGACGUGGAAGGGGAGUGGCGCACACGUGUCCCCAUCGGUUCAAGCCACUCGAGCCCCUGCUCGCGGCUACUCCCGACUGCGCUUCCGACCCCCUUGCGGGCUCGGCUGGCCGGUGGGUCCCCCCCAUUUUGCUAUAUUUUAAUUUUAAUUUCUUUUCCUUCAUUUAUCUCAAAAGUAAGACUGUAAAAAUCAUAUAAAAUCACAUAAUUACCCAAAAAAUCAUGUUAAUCAAUUGAAAACCACUUUUCACACUUUAACACAAAUAUAAGUCUAUUUAUCAUGAGUUAAGGCUAAAACUAUAUUAUUUAUUAAUUAUUAACUCAUGAUAAUGAAGACUUAUUAGUCGUCAAAUUGUCUCUGUCAACUAUCACCUGGUGAAGUGAAAAAAUAAUAAUUUUUCAGUUCUCUAGUGACUAUCACCCGAUGAAGAGGAGCUAGAUAAAGGUGGGGCACAUGUUAAGGAGCUUCAUCCUCAAGUCCACUCAAUAAGAAGAGGUUCUUCAUCACAUUUGGUACACUUUCAAGAGGUGGUGACUCAUCUCUUGAUGGAUCAUUCUCUUCCUAACAAUGGCUUGUUUGUCGAUCAAUUAGAGAUGAUUUAUACUUGAUAGAUUCAUGAUCCUUUUAUCAUGAAUCAUUCAACAAUUAGUAACAAUGUUCUGCAAAUCAUGUUGACAAGAUUUUGUUGAUGAGCAAUUCUGACAGCUUAAUCCUUCACCGACGAUGUACAAGAAAAUCAAGAUUUAAUUAGAUAAAAAAUGUGAGUUAUGGUUUUGAUAAGAUUCAAACUUGCGUCGAUCACCCACCUACAUGAGAAAGUGUACUCAAAUACUCUUAUAUAGUGACAUCAUCAUGGUAUCUCGUUGUUAUAAAUAAGUGAUAAUUUAGGUAUUAAAAUCUUCGAAAACAUUAUGGAGAAGUUUUAUCGCCGAUUUAAUCCCACAUCGAUUAUACGCCGAGUGUUGAGAUGAAUAUAUAGUAAUACCACAUUUAGAAAUAAUGAGUAUUUUUCUCGUGUGUGUACGACCACUCGUCCCACAUCUAGCUAGCCACUAGUGACGUGGAAGGGAAGUCACACACACAUGUCCCCAUCGGUCCAUAGCCGCUCGAGCCUCUACUUGCGGCUCCACCCUGACUAUGCUUUCGACCCACUUGUGGGCCCAAUUGGUCGGCAGGUCCUCCACCUUUUUUAAUUUUUUAAUUUUAUUAUAUUUUUCUUUAUUUAUCUCAAAAAUAAGAUUAUAAAAAUUAUAUAAAUGUGCAUAAAAUCACAUAAUUAGCCAAAAAUUCACAUUAACCAAAUAAAAAUUACUUUUCACAAUUUAUCUCAAAUAUAAGUCUAUUUAUCAUGAGUUAAAGCGAAAACUAGAUUAUUUAUUAAUUAUUAACUCAUGAUAAUUAAGACUUAUCACAAAUCAAGAUAAUGAGAUCUUGCCUUAGCUCAAACAUAAUUCACAUACAAUUCUAUGAUAAAUUGGUCUAUAAAUUACUCUCUAUUUUUUAUUGUUUAUUUUUUCCCACUAAAAGUCCCUCUUGACUUGAUUAAAGUACCAAGAAAACUUGGUACUAAUGUAGAUACAAAUAACAUGAUAGAAUACAUCCAAACAAUACAUGAGAAUGUAAAGAAGUGUCUUACAACUAAUUAUUCAAACUAUAAGGAAAAGGCAAAUAGAAAAAGAAGAAGGAAGAUAUUUGAAGUUGGUGAUUUUGUUAUGAUAUACUUAAGAAAAGAACGAUUGACACUAAGAAAUAAUCACAAACUCAAUCCACAAAAGUAUGAUCCAUUUAAAGUCCUUCAAAAGAUUAAUGAUAAUGCAUAUGUCAUUGACUUACUAGAGACAAUGGAAAUCUUAAGCCAUUCCCUUCUCAAGUUUGGCUGCAUCAAUCAUUCCAUUGUGUUGGUGUUAUCUACUAUGUGAAGGAGAACCUAAUGGCUUAAGGAAAAUCUAUGCACCAUCUCUCUUGACUAGGUCUACAUUGAAUAUAUACGAAUAUCUAUUAAUUAUCCAUGCCAUCAUUUUGUAAUUGUUCUUAAUUUAGGCAAGCUAGUGCUCAAAAUUUAGGAGUAGAUUACAACAAAUAUAAGGAGUUGACCUGAGAUGAAAAAUCUAGUAGAUUGCUCCACAUAGAGCAAAUGUAAACACUAAGGAUGUAGGAGAACCUAGGGACAAAGUCCUUGGAGAGUGGAUGUCAAUUUGAAGGACUUAUUAUGCUGACAAUUUUUAUUUCAAAUAUAAUUUACAACGAAAUAAGUUAUAUUAGGUUUUGAUAUUGUGUUGUUACCAAGAUGUCAAUAGAGUGAUGUUUUGACUUCUAUUGAGAAUUAUUUUAUUUUUCAAGUCAAUUUAGGGAAUACUUGUAAAGUGGAUAGAAUGGUAAAUGUCUUUGUCUAGAAUGAAGAGAAAUUUGUGAAAAUAGUGUAAGAAAAAGGUUACUAAUCCAAUAUUUUGUUUAUAAUUCUAAAGAAGAGUAUUGAAAUCUAUGAGAAGGGACCCAUGGAAAAUAGACAAGGCCAAGGGAAGGCCAAACUACGUGGAAUAUUAAGGUCCUAAAUGAUUUUGAAGUUAUUAUAUCAACCUACUGAAAUAGUGUGUACCAACUGAAAAACUAUGUUGACUCAAAAAAUCAUGUGUUGAUCCAUUGUGUUGACUCAGAUUAUUUUGUGUUCACCUAUCAUUACAACAUUUCCUAUAAAUAGCUUAAAAUCAAUUCAUCCCCCCCCUCUUAGUAUAUUUUCUUGGCUAUUAUGUGCGAACAAAAUUAACGCUUUAGUGCACUUUGACUAAACUUACUAGUCAGUCUACUUGUUGUUGACUUGUUACAAAUGAAAUUUAUUCGAAAGUUAUUAGUUCAUAUUUCAAAUCAAGAAAAGAUAAAUUAUAUUUUAAUUUAAAUUUUUAGGUUAUAAUUAAUAUGAAUUUAAUGUUCUUUAUAUUCAAUGAUUUAAACUUGGCAAUCAUAUAUUGAAGUCUUAAUUGAACUGUUAUUAUUUCAACUCUAACAUUUGAAUCUAACACUUUCAAUAUUAAGAUUAAAUUAUUUUCUACCUUAGGCAUAUUUGAGAACACUAAACUACCAAUUUAAGAAAGAUAUACAACUAAAGGUUAUGUCAUAUAUGAUUGCAUGGCAUGUGUGGACACAUAUUGUAGUACAUGAUGUAUGUGUUGCUGAUAACAUGCAUACAUUCAUGCUUUGAUGUACCUAAACUAUACGAUUUUACACAUAUACUUGAUAGAAAUCAUGCAUGUUAUCACUUAAAUGAUUCAUUUUGUGUAAUCCAUAUAUUAUUGCUUAAGUCACAAGUUUACACAUUUUUUAGCACAUCUAUGGAUUAAUGUUUUUGGACAUUGUGGAAGUUCAACAACUCAAUUAUAUUGAUUAUUCUCUAAGCUUACAUGUGCAGAGUAUUAGGCCUCUAUUGGGAAAAAAAGAGACGAAAUCCUAAAGUCUAAGUAUUGAAAAAUUGGGCCAAAGACAAACCCAAGGACUUAAAGGCAUGCCAAUAAGUCAAUGGGCCUACAAGGGUCAGACCAACAGAGCACCAGCUGAAGCUUGGAGCUGAAUGUGGAUCUCCAUGAGCCCAACCAAGGUCUAGCUGGUGCCAAGGCUGUGGAUGCAUAUUUUCAUGAAAUCUAAAUAAAGUUUAUCUAGAGUCAAGGCUCAAGAAGACAAUUGGGUCCAGCUGAAGCCAAGGCCCAAAUAUGCAGCCCAAGGCCCAACUACAAGGAGCUCAGCUGUAGCCCAAGGCCUAAUCGGGCUGGCUGAGGGGACAAGCUUCAAAUUGCUGAUGAAUAGAAGAAGAAAAGUAGGGCAGUGCUGGCACCCACUCUUGAAAUAUGUAGACCCUAAAUGCCCUUGUAAAUCGCUUUAAUAGUAGACACAAAGGGAGGUCAAUUGCUAAAUUGUAAGAGGGUAAAAUAGGAAUUAAAAGGGGGUAUUUAAUGUCUCAUGUCCCCACCUGUGGAGGCACUCUUUGGUGGUUCUAGACUAGGAUUGGCUGUAGGACAAGACCCCAAGAGUCCCUCUUCUGUUAUGCAAGUAUGAAUGAAUUUAUUUUGUCCAUUUCUUGUGUGAUGGAAGGGGUUAGCAAAGAGGAAGGGAGAAGAGUGACGUGGAAGAGAAGAUGCACCUACCUGCAGAUGAUUAGAGCCCUAGGUUGGCGAGAUAGACCCCUAGGGUAAGUGUGCGAUCUUCAUGUGCAUUCACUAUCCCAUUAACUCCGAAAUUAGGUAGGUUAGUAUUAGGAGGGAGCAAGAGAAAGAGGCUUGCCAAGAGAGAGAGCACCUACUGGCUGUUGAUUAGAGCCUUGGGUUGGCGAUGUGAACCCCAAGGUAAGUGCUAUUCUUUAGAGCUUUCAUGCCCCCUAUCUCAAUCCUUGCAUAGAUAGGUUAGCAUUUAAUGUUCUAUGUAGUUUAGAAAUCACGUUUGCACAGCCUAACCGAUUACAUUCUUCCAAGUGUCUUACCCCUUAGGUGUAAGAUACUUCCCCUCCCUCCAUUCAUCUCUCUCUCCCCUCAAUCCAUGAGAGUUUAAAUUUUCACCUCAACCUGAUCCCAUUCCCUGUGGAUAUGACCCUAGCUCAAUACUUUCUACAUAAUCAAUCAAGAGUUAGACUUAUAAAUAUUUUUGAUUAAGCUCUAGUUAGGAUUCACAACACCCUAAAUUUAGACUUAUCAGUUGCCACAUGAGAAAAUAAAAUAUUUAUUCAGAUUAUAUUUAUGAUGAUUUAAUUAACAUGUUAUAAUGUUUAUAUGUUUUCUAUGAUUCAUAUGAUUUAAACAUGAUGUGAGAUAGGUUUUUCAAUAUAUGACGAUUAUCAAAUUAACAAGAAAAGUAAAAAUUGAUAUAAAAUUUAAUUUUGUAAGGUUUAUCAUGAUGGUGGCACAUCAUAUUAGUACAUAGAUUAAAGUCAAAAUAAAAUCAUAUGAUCUAAAGCUGACAUAGGCAUUUAGAUAGUCUUCAUUAAGUUAGAAAGCUUUAGUUCAAAUGUAAAUUUAAAUAACUAUACAAAUAGAAAGGAAAAAGUCAAAUAUUGGAAGGUCAAUGUAUGGAAAAUGUGUAUUUUAAUUGUUGGGUUAUGACCCACACUAUAAUCAAGGAGGGGUCGAAUCAAUUUAGUUGUAAAAACUCCUUUUCUAUAUUUACUCAAUUGAAUCUACUUUUUCUCUAUCUAUAAGAUUCGUGUAAUCCCUAUAGUUUAAUGGUUGUAAGCCCAAUAGAUUUUUUUUGACUCUAUGUUUACAUCCACUCUCUAAGAACACUUUUGUUGUUGGGUUCUACUAAGUAUGGUCGUUUGAUCAUACACUACUGAUUAUAGGGCUUAGCUCAUGUGGAAUUUCACCUUAAAAUUCUCUUUUAGAUUCAUCAUUCUAGGAGGUCAACAUUUAUUCAAAGAGACAUCUCUCAAUUAAGACAACACAUUCAUAUUGUUUAAGGGUGAUGUAAGGGCCAUCCCAUCUAGAUUUAAUUAUUAUUUUAGUCACAAGUUUAUCUCAAAACUAAUAUGAAAUGAUUUAACUGUGGGAAGUGUUCAAAAGGAGAUAUGAGCUUAGAAUAUUUUUAAAAUUCUAAUGAAGAGGAUGAUGAUUGAUGACUUGGAGUUGUUACCCUCUUCUAGUCAAUUUGUUGGUCAUGGAUUGAAGGCUUUUCAAGUUUCAUAUAGUGGGAGGAAGAUCUCUUAAUGCUUAUGUAGCUUUCAUUAAGUUAAUGCAUUUGAAUGAUGUUCUUUUAAAUACUUCAGCUCUCCUUAGGUGAAACCAAAAUGUGAUUCAUUUAUCACAUAAUUUUCAGUCCUUAAAUGGCUAAAUAAUUCAAAGGGGGGUGAAUUGCCUUUUAAUUUUUAUAAGAAUAUAUCAUUUAUAUCUCUAUAUUAAUAUAAAGAAGCAAGCCGAUAGAAGAUAGUUCACACUAAAUUUUAUAGUGAUUCAGUCAACUCCUUUGGCCUACAUUCACUUUCGAGGACUCCACCUCGAUUUCACUAUUUCUCUUUGGAAUAUGAUGUGACUUAGUUGUUGUAUAGUAAAUCAUACAAAUUUAAAAUUUAUAAAACUAGAAAAUACGAAUUUUCAGAUAUUUAGAAGUAUUUAUGAAUAAAUAUAUCAAUUAUAAUUCAAUAAAACUUCCAAAAAUAUCAGUAAUUUUUCAAGUCGAUCACAAGGAUGUAAUAUAAUAUCUGGUAAUUAUUCAGAAUUUUUGUCAAAGAAUACUAUUUUCUAUGAAUUUUACACUAGGAAAUAAAAAGGAAAUAUAUUUAAAAUUCACGAAAAAGAGAAAUAAGGGUGCAGACGUCAAGAUGACAUCAGUGCCCGGUGAACGCAAAUCGGGCAAAAAUAGAGUUUUGCCUGACGAUUCUUACGUAAGUGAUUACAGACGAUUUAAUUGAUCAAAUUAACAUCUAUAAAAGCUAGAAGAAUCGAAAUGCAAUGAAGUAUAUCUUGGUAAAUUUAAAAUCAACAAAUUAUCACUAAAUAAAAUAAAAAUUAAGUUGAAAACAGGAUAACAAAGUUCCGGCAUCACGGCGGCGAUGCAUUGGCGAUGCACCGAAAUCCUGAAUGUACGGGAGGAUCGUCAUAUAGUGUCUAUGGCUUCAAAGGCUCUCCUUGGACAAGGACAACGUGGGCAAUCUCUAGAUCUCCUUGCGAAGUCUAGAGAUCAAUGAAAUGGGUCGUUGAAUCGUCUCUGACAGCUGUCACCCGGUAGAACGGAAAAACGGCGACUUUGCGGCUCUCCGGUGGCUGUCACCUGAUGGAGAGGAGCUGGAUGGAGGUGGGGCGCGUGUCAAGGAGCUUUAUCCUCAAGUCCCCGCAGCAAGAGGAGGCUCUUCAUUGCAUCUAGUACGCUCUUAGGAGGUGGCGACUCGUCUCUCAACAGAUUAUCCGCUUCCUGACAACAGCUUGUUCGUCAAUCAAUCGGAGAUGCUUUACUCGAUGGAUUUGCGAUCCUUUCAUCGCAAAUCGUUCAGCAGUUUUAGUAACAAUGCUCUGUGAAUCGCGUUGACAAGAUUUUGGCCGAUGAUUCAACGAUUCUGGUUGCUUAAUCCUUCAUCGGUGAUCUGCUGGAAAGUUGCGAUAAUCAAAUAAAAAAUAUGAGUUUUGGUUCUGGGAGGAUUCAAACUCGUGCCGGUUGCCCGCCCUUUCUGAGGAAGGUGUGACGCGGGUUUAGUCCCACAUCACUUGUGUGCUGAAUUUUCAGGCAAAUAUAUAGUAAUGUUAUAUUUGCAAGCAAGUCCCUUUCUCGCGUAUGUAUGACCACUCCUUGUCCCAAAGCCAGCUGGCCACUGGUGACGUGGAAGGGGAGUGGCGCACACGUGCCCCUAUCAAUCCUAGCCGCUCGAGCCCCUACUCGCAGCUCCUGCCCGACUGCACUUCCGACCCGCUUGUGGGCUUGGUUGGCCGGCAGGUCCCCCCCCCAUUUUGCUAUAUUUUUAUUUUUAUUUUUUUUUCUUCAUUUAUCCCAAAAGUAAGACUGUAAAAAUCAUAUAAAUUUGUAUAAAAAUACAUAAUUACCCAAAAAUUCACGUUAAUCAACUAAAAACCACUUUUCACACUUUAACAUAAAUAUAAGUCUAUUUAUCAUGAGUUAA
Molecule: messenger RNA, 14667 nt
Organism: Spirodela intermedia
Lineage: Eukaryota; Viridiplantae; Streptophyta; Magnoliopsida; Alismatales; Araceae
Source: the annotation of a GenBank genome assembly